Gryllus bimaculatus (two-spotted cricket) is the source of this 873-nucleotide messenger RNA. The record is from the annotation of a GenBank genome assembly. NCBI's taxonomy places the organism in Eukaryota, Metazoa, Arthropoda, Insecta, Orthoptera, Gryllidae.
GGGGUUGAUGGCUGAUGGGACGCACUCGAUCGUCUUGUUUAAUGCUGUCAUCUAUUAAUGUUGUCCAAAACUAUUUCUAAACCAUUCUGUCAAGAGGGGAAGGGGCACGUAUAAAUAUACGAAAUAUUAUAUAGUAUAUUAUACAAAGAGUAUAUAUCUAUCUGAUAUUAUGUAGCAUAUCAAUAUUUCGCAGUUUUUUUUCUGCGCACAUCUGUGUGUGCCAAAGAUGUUAGGUGUGUGCACAACUGUCACGUGCUGUGAAAAGAGCAGCUGCGAGCUGGGAUGAGCGUCAAUAGUCAAUACUUAUAUUAAGUGGCAAGGAAUCAUUUCAUUAUUUAAAACGCUGGAUUAAACAAAGUGCAGUGUAAAGUUAGGUGUAUACUUCAAGAUAAGGAACGGAUAUAGUCGCCAUAAUGGCUAUGAAAGUGGUUGAUGUUCAUUGGAAAUUCGGAGUUACUGCUUCAACGAGUGAGAAGAGUAUGGAGGCGUGCCUGGACGUGGGCGUGGCGAGCAGCGUGGAGGGCGCGUCGCCGCACGCCAGCCGCCACGGCACGCGCCCGCGCCCGCGUGACGCUCCCCCGCUGGCCGAGCUCUUCGAGGACGCCACGCUGGGACGCAAGGUGCCCUCGGGCAAGGACGUGCUGCAGCUGGAGCGGCUGCUCGAGCGACUCAAAGCCAUCAGAGGCACCAACUCCCACACGCUGGAUUCGAAAACCGAUUGACCGACUCUCUUUAUAGCAACUCGUGUUUUGUUAUAUUGUAGUUAGGGCGAUGCACCUCUGGUGGGAGACACAAUGGACAUAUGUUUCUUUUUGUACCAACUUUAUGAACUGUAAUUAUCGAGAUUACUAUAAAAAAUUGAUUAAAUUAAGA